Molecule: messenger RNA, 2433 nt
Organism: Saccostrea cuccullata (small rock oyster)
Lineage: Eukaryota; Metazoa; Mollusca; Bivalvia; Ostreida; Ostreidae
Exons: 13
Coding region: 72-2033 (653 amino acids)
Biological process (GO): positive regulation of cell population proliferation; epidermal growth factor receptor signaling pathway; positive regulation of mitotic nuclear division
Source: RefSeq, a predicted model, not a curated record
GACUGAGGUAAUUUAAAGCGCCCGUUAUCUUAAAUAUUUCCAUGUAAUCGAUUUCUGAACACCCAAACAAAAUGGCGCUGUUUAGCGCAUCGUUACUCGUAGGUUUGACAUUUAUUCAUUGUACAUGGAGUUUGCACUGGUAUCAAACUUUGGCACCCCUGGGAUUAAAUCACUGCCCAGAAUCAGGGGGAGAGGGAAAUUUCUGCUAUGAUCUGAUCCAGUCCAGUAACAACUGUUCCUAUAUCUGUGAAUACGCCAGACCUCUGGAAUUCUUCUUCCGAGACAUAUAUAAUCUUUGCGAACAUCCCGAUUGGGCAUCGUCUAAGAAUGUUCGGUGCCAUUACUACCAGUGCCAGAGAAAGUGUUGCAGUGGCUGGGCGCUGGAUGACUAUGGAAGAUGCACAGUCGAAAGUAGUGGAAUCGAAUGUCUUAAUGGUGGGACACCAUUUGGUGAUCAGUGUCUCUGUCCAACUCAUUUCUCGGGCAAACAAUGCGAAACAGCCAUCUGUGGAGGAGAAUGUUUGAAUGGCGGGGAAUGUAGGCAAGUCGAUCCCCUGUCAACUCCGAAGUGUAUCUGCACCGCCAAUUUUACGGGACAUUUCUGCGAAAAAGCUGUGUGUGGUGACGGUUGUCUAAAUGGCGGUUCCUGUAUUUCUCAGUAUUAUGGAGUAGUUUGUAAAUGUCAACAUGGCUUCCUUGGACCUCGAUGUGAAAAAAGGCGUUGUGAUAAAUGCCAUUUUGUCCACGAACAUUAUGACACUUCAUGCUUGCAUACCUGCAAGACCGAUUUUGACUGUCAGAAAGAGGAAACAUGCUGUGAACAUGAAGGAAGGAAUGUCUGUGUAGUUAAAAGAGAGAAAGCCUACCAAAAAUGUUACCAUGGGGAUAAAUCCGGUUAUGUCGGUGAAAUUGUAAAUAUAUUUGGUAAAAAGUGUCGCUGCAUGCCGGGGCGUUUUUGGGGUCAUUUUCAUUGUGGUGAAGACGUUUGUGAGGAUGAUAAUGAUAAAGAAGAGAACACGUGUCUCAAAAAUGGGGAUGGAAUAUUGCCAGAUAAUGACAAGAUUGAAGAAGAUAUUUCUGAUGGCGGCUUGCUCUAUGAACGUCCCCGAAUUUAUAAUUGUCCACCAGAAUAUUCAAGAGUAUUGGUAGAAGUGCAGGAGAAUUCCAAUGUAGCUCUUAUGUAUCACCAAUUCAAAGCAAAGGAUUAUCUUGGAGAAGAUCUUCAAGUUUAUGUUAGCCAACAGAAGUUCUACGCCUUGAACUGUUCUUGUGGUCAAAGGGUUAGGGCCAAUGCAACUGCAGUUGAUCGACAUGGUGGCAAAACAACCUGUUGUUUCACAGUGCAGAUUGUUGACCAUCAUCCUCCAAAACUUUCUCACUGCCCCGCGGAUAUAUACGCCAUAGCAGGUGAAAGGAUAUCCUGGACGAUUCCCAAGGCCACAGACAACGUGGGUAUAAGGGACCUCUGGAUAGAGCCUAGAGUCCAUAACGGAUCGCGUAUUGACGCGGGUGAUCACAUGUUUCGUUAUGUUGCUGAAGAUUGGCAUGGCAACAAGGCAGAAUGCAGGUUCCUUGUCAGUAUAAAGGGCGCUGACUCCUCUGAGAGCGGAUGGUCUUCUGAAUUAAAGUCCAGAGUUACAACAAACACUCCUGUUAUAAUAGGAGCAAGUGUUGUUUGCAUCAUGGCUAUCGCUCUUUUGGUCAUACUUGUGGUGGUUUUUCGCCUCUGUAGAAGAGCCGCGGUUCUAAGGAAUCGACCAUCAAGGACUCGUGGUACAGUUAUCGCCACCGCUUCAUCACAGCAGUUUGACGCAUGCUUAUCCGAACCUCCGCCGUAUGAGGUCGCUGCAAUAGAUAAACUUCCGGAUUACAAACCACGUGAUGACCCACCUGUAUAUGAAGACAUUUGCGAUGACAAGAAAAACAGUGACGAAAUCGGUGGAUGUACCAAUCCAAUCUACACAAUAUCGGGAUCAAAUGAGAAUAUCCACGGAGUCUCGGUGAAUCCGAAUUCUACUGUUACUGAUGUUUAGCAUGCUCGGUGAAAUAAUUUUGUUUUCCCUUCUUUUGUAGCAUAAUAUAUAACCUCUGUGUAUUCUGUGAUUUCAGAUUACUUUUUCAUAAGUUGAAAUGAUUGAUUCCUUAUUUUAAUAGUUUUUAUUGUUGCAUUUUCUGACAUUAUUAUGUGUCAUUGUGUCUUUUAAAAAUAUCAAACUUGAUGAGCUAAUAAGUGGCAGAUUUUGAUUACUUUACCAAAACGAUUUUGAAUAAGGCAACACAAAUUUAACAUCAUAUGCAAUCAACAAUUGUAUAUAUAUAUUUAAAUAUUAAUCUAAAUUUGAAUUAUUUUUAGAGCUUAAAAUAAAAUCUUAUUCCUUUUGUAAAAUUGUUACUUUGUUAAUUUUCUUUUAAGAUUAAAUAAAAUUCAAUCUA